Molecule: messenger RNA, 1032 nt
Organism: Enterobius vermicularis (human pinworm)
Lineage: Eukaryota; Metazoa; Nematoda; Chromadorea; Rhabditida; Oxyuridae
Source: the annotation of a GenBank genome assembly
AUGGGAAUUAUUCCUGUUUUGUGUUUUAUGCUACUUUGGGGUAGCAUUUUUGCACAAGAAGAGUGUCGCAGAGCGUGUGACAAUCGAUUCACCGACAAUACGAAUAAUUUUGGAUGUAAAGAAGGAUGCCGUUUGGCAGUUAUUCUUACUAUUUUGCAUCCGCUAGAGCUUACAGAUAAGAUGCAGGUAAAAUGUCGUGAAGGUUGUGUCGAGACGUACGAGAAAGAUGUUAAUUUGAAAGAAGCCUGCCAGUUUGGUUGUAGUAAUCAGCGGGGUCGUGAGUCUGGGACGGUAACUUUGACUGAAAAAGACCCUAUAAUAGGGGUCGUUCAGAAGGAGAUGGAGGGAAAAAUGCGGUCUUCAUUUAACAACUUCUGGCCUUUCCCUCGUUUGAGCCCUGAAUUCUCGGAAAUUGAAGAGGCGAUAAACAGAAUGCGAGCUAUCCAAGAAAGCAUGCUUCGACAUUUUGAAAUACCAAGGAAUUAUCGUUUGUUGCAGAAUAAUUUGGACGAGGAACAAGAGGUAGCUGUCCAGAGACCAUCUGGGCACAUAGCUGCGUCUUUGAAGGGGCCGGAGGUUGGCAAUAAAGAUAGUAGCAGCGAGGAGAUUCUGAACGUAAAACCAGUGAAACAUCAGAAAGUUCUGAUCAGUGUUUACACGAAUCCGGACCAUUAUGAGCUUUCCAAAACACGAAGACCGCCAUCUUUCGUUGAACGCUUAUCUCAACGAGCACGACGUAUGUCAAUUCUUAGUCAGUGGUUAAUCUGUAUAGCUUUGCUGUUGUGUUUGUUGUCAAUGCUGGGCAUAUCACUUGCAAUAAUUCGACAGAUUAAAAUGCAACAACGACUACGUGCUCGGCAAACUCAUGUGGUUAUACCAGCAACACUUGCGCAGCCUUUGCCUGCUAAGAAGCUUCCGCUUGAAAGUCCAGCAGCAGCAAUGGAUUAUCCAUUAAUACAUGAUACGCCACCACCAGCCUACGACCAGCUUUCAUUACAUAAAGAGAAGCCUCAAGAACCACAACAGCCGUGA